AUGCUCGAGGGUUUCAGUGCGCAGUCUUGGCUCAGCUGGUAUGCAAAUUCCACAAGAGCGCCACCAAAUCGGUGGGAUCGUGAGAGCUUUGAGACUGCCCAUAACCACGUCUUCUACGUUAAGGAAUGCACCAGGCCGAUGUCCGGGCGUUCUGAAGGUGAAGACAGGAUGCAUGGAGCUUACCAUACCUUUGGUAAUGCCGGGUGGCACACCAAGGAGAUUUGGCUGCAACGGAGGAGCAUUAAGCUUGGACACGGAAGGGCUGCGACUCCUCCAAGCAAUAUUCCCGAGUAA
Nannizzia gypsea CBS 118893 is the source of this 294-nucleotide messenger RNA. RefSeq lists its product as hypothetical. Bases 1 to 294 code for a protein of 97 amino acids. NCBI's taxonomy places the organism in Eukaryota, Fungi, Ascomycota, Eurotiomycetes, Onygenales, Arthrodermataceae. The transcript has 2 exons. The record is from RefSeq and is a predicted model, not a curated record.